AUGCCGGAGAAAAUAUGGCAAAGCGGCGAUGUUGACGUUCGAGAUUUGUUGGAACAACUGACCUCCGCCGAACAAUCUAGGCAGGUCGUGGUCUACGACGGUCCAACAUGCAAGUGUUCCAACGAAAACAGCACGAGCCGAGCCAGCUGUACACUCCUUGCCAUGAAUUGUGUUAGAACCGUCUUUGAGGUGGAAAAGGGGUUGGGGGCAAAAAUUUCAUGGGCAUGGCAGCGUUCGCGAGAUGAUGCCGAUGCCGAUGCCGAGUUCUUAGAAGACCUCCUCGCUGAGAGAACAGUUCAGAAAAUCGUAUCCAUCACAGCCUACCUCAAACUUGCCAUAGGCAUGAAUGUUGGCGAGCUCUGUGAAACCCCACUCUUUGAAAGCGUUCUAUCACAAACCUCGUACGUAGUUCAGGAAACAUCGCAGGUGGGGUUUUCUGCAAUGUUAGACACAAUGUCCGUGACUGCAUCUCAACGUGUCACUGCUGCGGUAAUUACGCAUUCAAACGAAGUCAUAGUGUGUCUGAAGGUCAAAAUCGCUCUCGAGGACACAUACAUCAUCUUCGAUCCACACGCUGGGUCUAUUUCACCGAACGGACCUGCAUUCAUUCUGGAGCGACGGAAGAAAACCGCAGCAGAACUGCUUAGCGACUUUGCUGCAUCUAAGAGAACUAAGGUAUCCCACCCAGGCGUUCAGAAAUACUACGCGCGCAUUUUUUGCCCAAAGGAGAGUUAUCUGGAUACAACCAUGGGAGAAGACUCUUUUAGGAACUCUCUCAUGUCUUCCAACGGACGAGCGCUCACCGAGACCUUACUUUACCUAUCUCGAAAGACUACUUCUGCUCAUCAGGUAAAACAAGAACCUGCGACGCCUACCGAGAAGCAAAACUCGCACGAUGAAAUAAAGAUAGACACCACGCCUGCCCUUCCACUAUCUGACCUCUCACCCUCCACCAACCCCAAUACCCCUGCACGCACCCGCUUGCGAAAAGAAUUUGGGUGGCAGCUAUCUUUGCAAGGCAAGAAGAUAUCUGCGUCAGACAAAAGUCUCAGCGACUUCGCUCAAGCUCCAAGAAUAAUAACUGCUUCUGCUGCUCCCUCUCCGUCCGAGGAGGUCCAACCCUCCAGAGAGCCUCGUCAGAGCCCUAAGACGCCUAAAGCCAGUCGACCAAUCAAGAAAGAUAUUGGUUGGCAGUUGGCGUUGCAGCAAGCCAAACCAUCGGUAAAUGGGAACACGACAUCUGAAACGAUAAGCAAGAAGGUUGCCAAACACGAUCCCGUCACCCCUCCCGCUAAACGCACGGCGUCCGGCUUUGUCAAUAACGACACUGCUAAGACGCCCAACCGGCUGGCCUCCCCGUCUACACCGUCAAAAGUGACACCACCAACUCAACAUCACCAGACUAUGAGUGUUGGUCAACGCGCCUCUCGAUCGCGAGAUGAGUAUAGUUGGAAGCUUGCAUUGGCAUCGAAAUCUCUUGAUCCUCUUCCGCGUCGACCUAUCGAAGCGCCUGCUGACGAACGGGCUAGGCCUACCACUCUCGUUGAAGUGGCACAUGUUUUAGACCCUCCUCCAUCUGCGUCCAAAAUUACUCCUGUUAGCACCCCAGUGGAUACAUUCAUUUGCGAGGUGUGCUUUGAAAACUUUACGGUAUCUCAGGUUGCUCGAAUGCCAGACUGCGAGCAUAGCUUUUGCAGAGAUUGCCUGCGUAGCUAUGUCAAGGCUAAACUAGUCGAGGGCCGGUACCCCAUCCCUUGUCCCGUCUGUUCCGCAGACAAGACAAGAACAGAACCAGGCACUGUAAACCAAAGCCUCAUGGAGGAGCUUGGAUUAUCACAACGCGAGUUUGACAAACUCCAAGAACUCCAGUUAUCAGCACAUUCGGUGCAACUCGAGUGUCCAAGCUGCCAUGAAUCCAUGUUCGUUGUUCGGCAGGAGUACUUGGAACAGGAUGUGUUGAGGUGUCCUUUGCCGAGAUGCGGACAUAGAUGGUGUAAAGCGUGCAAGAAGACAAUCACUGGCGCCAAUAAUAAGCAUGCAUGCAAGGCUGACAAAUUGGACCGUCUUAUGCGUAAGAAAGGGUGGAGAUACUGUCCAGGGUGUACGAGUCCAAUACAGAAAGAGUCUGGAUGCAACCACAUGAAGUGCACUUCUCCAGGAUGCAACGUGCAUUUUUGCUACAAAUGUGGAGUGUUGAUACUGGACGCGUCCACUGGACAAGAUGUCGGCGUCGCAGUUGAUAAUCAUUAUCUCCGGUGCACUCAAUUCGAGAAAAGUCACAAAUGCACCAUUCAAUAA
Molecule: messenger RNA, 2298 nt
Organism: Laccaria bicolor S238N-H82
Lineage: Eukaryota; Fungi; Basidiomycota; Agaricomycetes; Agaricales; Hydnangiaceae
Exons: 8
Coding region: 1-2298 (765 amino acids)
Biological process (GO): protein polyubiquitination; positive regulation of proteasomal ubiquitin-dependent protein catabolic process; ubiquitin-dependent protein catabolic process
Cellular component (GO): ubiquitin ligase complex; cytoplasm
Molecular function (GO): zinc ion binding; ubiquitin protein ligase activity; ubiquitin conjugating enzyme binding
Source: RefSeq, a predicted model, not a curated record